This is a messenger RNA of Dromaius novaehollandiae (emu), 374 nucleotides long. Its product is annotated as gallinacin-4-like. The transcript is spliced from 3 exons. Bases 186 to 374 code for a protein of 62 amino acids. NCBI's taxonomy places the organism in Eukaryota, Metazoa, Chordata, Aves, Casuariiformes, Dromaiidae. The record is from RefSeq and is a predicted model, not a curated record.
UUGAAGAUCGUGAAGUAUAAGCAUUCUUCACCACCCGCCAGAAACAGCAUAAAGCCAAAUUCUGCUCCUUGAUCUCAAUGCAUCUGGGUGGCUGAGACUGAUCUACAGGACGGUUCCAACCUAGAGCAUCCUCUUGCCUGUGUCAUUCCUCUGUAGUGACGGGAGUUCCCAUUCUGCCUUCUGCCAUGAAAAUCCUGUGCUUUCUCUUUGCCCUCCUCUUUGUGGUAUUUCACGGAGCUGCAGGCUUUACUCGGUCUCCAAGAGUUUCUCUGCGAUGUGGAUAUCGUGGGACUUUCUGCACCCCUGGGAAAUGCCCUCGUGGCAAUAGUUACCUGGGGAUAUGCCCUUACGGACAUUCUUGCUGUAGAUGGUAA